AUGCUUCUUCGCACCAUCAUCCUGGUCCUCGUUGCCUCGCUCGCGGCCGCGGCGCCCACUGCUCAGGUCGAUAGCUCUUCUCCGACUUCUAAAGGCACAGCCAAUGUCUUGUCCGAGGGCACCGAGGCUAUCAAGAUCGGCGACAACGAGGCCAUCACGAUCUCCGCCUCCGAGAGCACCGAGGCUCAGCUCGAGGCCCGCAAUUCGGCCGGAUUUGCCGUCAGGUGCUACCUUUCGGACAAGUGUCAAGGCAUUGAGAUGGCCAGCUCUGGCGACCAGUACUACAGGUCUGUGAAGUCUCAAAGUCAUCCCGGCAACUACUGCGAUCCACACCUGCACUCGGACAAUUGGCCACCGCACGCGACAUACCCGCUGAACCUCACCGCCAUGAUCGUCAAGACCGUCAUCUUCGCGCUUCUCGCCUCUAUCGCCGUAGCAGCUCCCGCAGCUGAGGUCGAUGCGACCGCCGUCGCCCCUAAGGGCAACGCGCUCGAGGACCUCUCGAAAAUCGACAUCCCAAACGUCUCCGAUUCCGCUCUGGAGAACAUCAAAGACGGACUUUCGUCACGCGCCCGCGCCGGUAUGGCGAUUCGGUGUUACGACAACAUCGACUGCAAGGGGAAGCAGAUUAUCUUCUCGGGUGACAGAUACGAUCAUGGGCACAACGAGUGGUUCGCCAUUGAUCUCCCAAGCUUGCCCCGGCGUAUCAGCUGCAGCUUGGACACGUGGAAUGGCUGA
This is a messenger RNA of Vanrija pseudolonga, 738 nucleotides long. RefSeq lists its product as uncharacterized. The record is from RefSeq and is a predicted model, not a curated record. The transcript has 2 exons. NCBI's taxonomy places the organism in Eukaryota, Fungi, Basidiomycota, Tremellomycetes, Trichosporonales, Trichosporonaceae. Bases 1 to 738 code for a protein of 245 amino acids.